This is a messenger RNA of Lindgomyces ingoldianus, 1299 nucleotides long. Its product is annotated as SAICAR synthase-like protein. Bases 52 to 1185 code for a protein of 377 amino acids. Gene Ontology annotation, biological process: phosphatidylinositol metabolic process. The record is from RefSeq and is a predicted model, not a curated record. NCBI's taxonomy places the organism in Eukaryota, Fungi, Ascomycota, Dothideomycetes, Pleosporales, Lindgomycetaceae. Gene Ontology annotation, molecular function: phosphatidylinositol kinase activity. The transcript has 2 exons.
CUUUCAAUCCCCUAAUCGUCUUCCUCAAAGUCACACAGAACCUCAAACAAAAUGGGUCGCCGUCAACGUCUUAUCAGCACCUCCAUUCUCCGUGCAAUUUUCAAGUCUAACUCGCAGGAUUCCAACAAGAAACGCGGCCUGCUCGAACGUAUCCUUGCCUUCUUCUCCGUAUUCCAACUCACACUUUCACGAUACAGGGCAGAGUUGUUCCAGAAGCUUCGAAAUGAAAUAUGGCGGAUCGACGAGGAGGAGUACACAGAGUCGUUCCGCUCACCUGGAAAGAGCAGAAGGCCCGACCUCGUCGCGGUAGGAGACUUAGGAUACUCUGGCUCUACUUUCUUUACCACCCCAAAUUCAAAGUUCCUUAUGAAAUCGCUACCUCGUCAAUUCGAACAAUCCUUUUUCCGGAAGCGCCUCCUCAACCCGUAUGUUGAGCACAUGGAGCUCAAUCCUACCUCUCUCUUGGUUCGCAUAACAGACCUCCUGUAUGCGCCGUCUCUUACUCUCGGAGCUGCUAUUGGAACUGCACCCUCCCACCACAUCGUUAUGGAGAACAUCUUGUACGGAAAGUCCACAUGUACCAUAAACAAACAGAAGGAGUGGGAGACCUACGAUCUGAAGCCCAUUGAUUACUUCUAUCCGGAGCGCGAUAUUGCCGGCGGAAGGCUUGCUCCGGAGAGUAUCAAGGAGCGUUUGGUUGAUAAAUUCCUCGACAAAGUGCGUGUAGCAAUCGACGAGAAAGAGGAGCUCAUUGCACAACUGUCAAGAGAUACAAAGAUUUUGCAAGACGCCAACGCACUUGACUACAGUCUCUUCGUCGUUCGAUACCCGGCUUCAAUGUCGUCAGCUAAAGGCGAAAAAGUCACCAUUCCUCCUGGCAGAUCAUCCUCUUGGCGAACCGGUGUUCUUUCUCGGGACAAGAAGUGGAUAUAUCGCGCUAUCCUGCUGGAUUUCUUCUGGGCGAAAGAUGCGUUGCAGGCAAAAGCGCUGACAGGAUUAGUCAAUUCAUGGAAUUUCGUGAAAUGGGGAAAAGGAGACGGGCCAAUGAGUAUUACGACAACCAGUAAUGAGUACAGAACUAGAUUCUUGAAGAUGGUUGAAAGCAUUAUCGAGGUGCCAGAUAGCGCGGGUAGACCAUUAGGAGAGUUGAGAAGCCCACCACAAGAGAGUAUUGAGGAAGUGUAGGAUCUUGCGGGGAAAUUUGUCCCAGUUAAAAGUUUGGGGUUUGUGCUUAGAAUUCAAGGAUUCUGACAGAUGCAUGUGAGAUACCCCUAGUACGAAUCCAAGCUUGAAUUUUUG